Molecule: messenger RNA, 1652 nt
Organism: Sitophilus oryzae (rice weevil)
Lineage: Eukaryota; Metazoa; Arthropoda; Insecta; Coleoptera; Curculionidae
Exons: 2
Coding region: 86-1633 (515 amino acids)
Source: RefSeq, a predicted model, not a curated record
UGCGUUUCGUCUAUCCCCUAACGGCGUAGUUCCGUUCGAAAUAAUUUAUUCGUGAUUGUUUAAAGUGCAGUGUGUGCUCAUAAAAAUGCUGUCUCCGAGCACAGAACACUUUACUUCAAUUUUGGAGUUAUUUGAUCUGCCCACAGACGAUGAGAAGGAUCAACCAGUUUUGGAAAAUCUGAAAAAACUGGCCAAGGAUUCGCUUCCAAAAGGUUGGGAGAACUGGAAGGUGGCAUGCUAUGAUAGGGAGGUUCUCUUCGGAGAGUCCGUUGAUCCCAGCAUACUUAAUAAACUCCGUUUUGCCUUACCAACAGUUGGCAUUGCUAAAGCAUUUAAUCCCAAAGCCCACAGUUUACCAGAACAAGUUUACAAAAACUACAAACUCCGGAUGCUAUCUUGGCCACUGUGUGUGGCGUUAAUCAUCGGGCCUCCUUCAUUAUCAUCACGCAUUCGAGGUUCAUCCAUCCACCAUGAGUUGGUUCUGGCGGCUAUAAGUGACCUUAAGCCGCUCCUGAUUUCUCGUGAAAAGGCUUGUCUUCACCUUCAGAGUUACGACAAAGAUACUAAUCUGUGGGACGAUGAAGAGGGCUGCUCAACAUCGACUUCGUCGAAACCCAAGAAAGAAUCACGCUUGGAAAAGAUGGAAAGGGAUCAUAAUGAAUUGAAAGAAAUGUUCAUGAAUUUUAUGCAUCGUUUUCAAUCUCAACAAGAUGCUAUGGACAAUAAUGAAUCGGAAGAUAACGAAGCUCUCUCUAUAGAGUCUUCGGAUAAAGAUGAAUCUGAUAUUUGGGAACCACCCACAUCUCCAACUUCUCAUUCGAGUCAGAGCCACAAUCAUCCGGAAGAGGAAUUGGAUUUUGAACCAAGGACACAAGAAAUAGAACCGUCUGUCUCAGCGGCAAAACAUCACAUUGAGCAGCAGGGUAUAGAAUGCCAACGGUUAGGGUUGUCAUCCUUCAAUAAAAUUAGAUAUGUAGAUGCGCAGAAGAAACUACAAGCUUCACCGGUUUUUGGACCAUUAAAAACCAAUUAUCAAUUAAAGAACUUAGUGCCAAAAACUUCAGUUCCUGAACUUUUGGCAAAAAUGGAUGGCUCUUUUGGGACAAUUACCCACGGACUCCUCCUUCAACGGGAUAGUUUUUCUCAAGGUAUCAAGGAACUAGUGACUAAAUUUCCACAAAUCAGACAGGAAGCUGGUAAUAUCCUGUGGGGUCCUGACUCACAGUUUAAGCAAAAUUCUAACGAUCUGCUACAAUUCGUGUGUGGUAAAAGAGCCGAGACAAUAGAAUUGCGUAGAAAAUUGUUCAGACCUCGAAAUGACAUGGUGGCAUCGUUACUGAACAACAUACCUCCAUCCAAAUCCCAUCUCUUUGAGGAAGCUGAAUUAUCGGAACUGUUUAAGCAGCACCAGUCAUCUUUUAGACCGCCCUUUCGUUCCUCAAAGUUUGACAACCAAAACAAACAUCCACAAGGUACAUUUCGAAAGCCCCCAACUCAUCAAACGGGAUCCAGACACAAAAAUUUUCCAAAGACAUCAAAAGAUUUCAACAAGAAUGCACCAACCACUUCCAGAGGCAAGCCCAGAGACAAGCCAUACACUAGAUUCUCCAACAAAAACAAUAAAAGACAAUGACUAUACACAGUUCAAAGGA